Molecule: messenger RNA, 1831 nt
Organism: Drosophila hydei
Lineage: Eukaryota; Metazoa; Arthropoda; Insecta; Diptera; Drosophilidae
Product: organic cation transporter protein
Exons: 8
Coding region: 20-1753 (577 amino acids)
Biological process (GO): transmembrane transport
Molecular function (GO): transmembrane transporter activity
Source: RefSeq, a predicted model, not a curated record
ACUCAACAUCUGCCUGAGAAUGGCAGAAUCAGUCGCAGCUAUGGACUUUGACGAGAUACUCAGUCAAAUUGGCGAGUUCGGACGGUAUCAGAGAGUCAACUAUUUGCUCAUCUGUCUGCCGGUGCUCUUUGCGGCCGCGAAUAGUCUGUCGUAUGUAUUUACGGCCGGCACACCAAAAUAUCGCUGCCACAUUGAAGAAUGUGAGCCAAACAAGCAGCUCUACUACCAGACCGAUUGGCUGGACGUUGCCAUACCAGGCACAAGGGACAAACACGGCCACUUUACGCCACAUGACCCAUGCCUUCGCUUUGCCGCUAACGAAAGCCACUUGGAUCAGUGGGACACUUGCAACGCCUCAUUGUUUCUACCAAAGCAGACGCAGCGUUGCCAGCAGUUCGUUUACGAGACGGGUGAGUAUACCAUUGUCCAGGAUUGGCAGCUGACAUGCAAGGAGAAUGCCUGGAAGUUGGCUUUCGUCGGCACCACACACUUUGCCGGACUGGUGAUUGGCACCGCGCUCUUUGGCUAUCUGGCUGAUCGUUUCGGGCGUAAACUUAUCUUUCUCUUCUGCACCAUUUUUAUGGGCUUGACAGGCAUUGGCCAGGCGCUCGCUUGGGACUAUUCGAGUUUUCUGGCCUUUGCUCUGCUUAAUGCCGUGGGCACAUCCGGCGUCUACCCGCUGGCCUUCAUCAUAGGCGUGGAAAUGGUGGGACCACGCAAGCGUGAAAUGACCUCCAUUGUGCUCAACUAUUUCUAUGCGGUGGGCGAGGCGCUCUUGGGACUAGCUGCCUGGUUGCUAUCCAACUGGCAGAUACUGCAGUAUGCGCUCUCUAUACCGCCGCUCUUCUUUGUCGUUUACUUCUGGCUGGUGCCGGAGUCGGUGCGCUGGCUGCUGGCACGCAACGAGCACGUUAAGGCGGGCAACAUUAUCCGGCGAGCGGCGCACGUCAAUCAGCGCGAGCUUUCCCUGGAACUGAUGGCCAGUUUAAAGCAGCAGCAGCUCGAUGCUACGGACAACAGUUCCGACAAGCAGGAACAAUUGCAGAAACGGCAGCAGCAACGCGAGAUAUGGCCAUCCGUGAAGCAGGUGUUUGGUUCCAAAAAGCUGAUUGGACGCUACAUUAUCCUGCUGUUUAUAUGGGCGGUCAAUGCAAUCGUCUUCUAUGGACUGUCACUGAACUCGACCAACCUCAGUGGCAACAAAUACUUAAACUUCGCACUAGUCUGCCUGAUCGAAAUACCCGGCUAUAGCUUGGCCUGGUUGUGUCUACGUAAACUCGGACGUCGUCUGGCUCUGUCUGGUUCGCUGCUGCUCUGCGCCGUCACGUGCGCAGCCAGCGGCUACUUGACAACGGGCGCCAACUGGCUGAUCGUAACUCUAUUUUUGAUGGGCAAACUGGGCAUUACCUCGUCAUUUGCCGUCAUUUAUACGUAUACGGCGGAAAUGAUGCCUACGGUCAUACGCAGCGGAGGCGUUGGAGUGAUGUCAACGUUUGCACGUUUUGGUGCCAUGCUGGCGCCCUUUGUGCCUUUGUUGGGCAGCUACUACGAGCCAUUACCUCUGCUAUUAUUCGGAGCUAUUUCAAUGCUCGCAGGACUCUUAUCGCUGUUGCUGCCAGAAACCUUUCACAAGAAGCUGCCCGAUACGGUCGCAGAGGCGAUCGCCUUGGGUAGCAGGACGCGUUCCACACUAAAUACGAACGACAAUUCGUUAUCCUCAAACGAACAACCGCACGAUUCCAUAAUUGGAUGAGGCUUAUUUUAGAGAAAAUAUUAUCUCAUUUAGUACAAAGCACUAGUAGAAAUUGUAGACUUGUUUUUUAUUUUAUGU